CCAAAAGUACAAAAAAUUUUCAAACAAAAAACCAGAAGCCAUAGAAAAAAGCUUUGCUGAAAAAUCGAAUCACAAAACUAGAAAUGUCGCUUUUCGAAAAUCCUGAAAGCAUACGCAUGCUGCGCGAUUUGCUUACACCCCCCGAGRAGCRAGACAAUUCGGACACCGACGACGAUGAGCCGGUCGCCGRCAACAGCAAGCAGUGCAACAAUUUCACGCCCGCACAUUUUGGCAGCAGCAACGGCAAUGCAGGUGGCAGCAAACAAAAACAAGCGCACCGAGGGCAAACACCCGAACGCAGCACGUUGCCAACAAGCAUCGAAGAAUGGCAAAAGCAGCAGGAGCAGGAGGACAAUGAGAUUUUAGAGACGCGCCGGCGACCCGAGUACAGCAUGACCUAUCGGCAAGCAGUGGGCACUCAGGACCUCUAUCUGCAGAUGGGCAAUCGCACUAAUGCCACGGCCAGUUGUGAGGAUUUGCUGCUGGAGAUACUGCUGCCGGACGAGACGACACCGGCGGAUAAAAUGGAUUUGUCAAUUACCGAAGAUGAAGUGGAUUUGGCGACGCCAAUUUAUCGCCUCAAAUUGCCACUGCCGCACAAGGUGAACGUGGACCGUUGCCGUGCCAAAUAUGUGGCCGAGCUGCGCAAACUCUGUCUGACGUUGCGACUGCAACGUGAAUUCGAUUAUGUGAACUUUUAGUAAGGCCAAGCGCUAAGCUGCUCAACGCUCGAUAGUCGCUGCACUAAAACAACAACAGCGGCAAUAACAACAACAACAAUGGAAAAAUGUUAGGUAAAACUAGCAAUGCACUGCAGUGGAUUUGUUCUUCGCUCUAUUUUGUAUGUAAUAAAUUUUAUUGAGCAGCUAA
Molecule: messenger RNA, 870 nt
Organism: Bactrocera latifrons
Lineage: Eukaryota; Metazoa; Arthropoda; Insecta; Diptera; Tephritidae
Gene: Dnaaf6
Product: protein PIH1D3
Exons: 3
Coding region: 84-701 (205 amino acids)
Biological process (GO): axonemal dynein complex assembly
Cellular component (GO): cytoplasm
Molecular function (GO): dynein intermediate chain binding; protein-folding chaperone binding
Source: RefSeq, a predicted model, not a curated record